UCAAGUUGCUGUGUCAGUGAAUCUAAAUAAACCGCUCUUUUUUUGUUAAAGAUUUUACUUCUUGUACAAAUACCGGCUAAGCUGAGGUUUUAGCUUAUUUAGUUUAAUUAGUGAGCAGUAUUUUCAACUAAUUACAGUCAUUUGUGCUAUAAUUUAGCUCAAUUACAAGUUUAAUUUGUCCAAUAUAAAGUAUAAAGAGAAAGAGAAUCAUUCAAGUUGCCUUAGUUACCAAUUUUCGGCUAAAGCUGUUAAACUUGUGACUGGAACGUUCAACUCCAGCAUCUCUUCUUUUGUUUUGAUUAUAUUUUCUCAAGUGAAUCACAACUGAUUUCUAUUGUUGUUCAUUUCAAAUUAUCAAUCUCGUUUCUGUAUUAUUGAAUCUAUUUGGAAAGUGUCAAGAUGGACGAUGCCUUGGAAUAUAAUGAUAUUUAUAAAGAAGACCGAGGAGCCAUGAAUAUUGGUCGUAUGAAGAUUGUCAAUCAGAGCAUUAUAUUUAAAAGUCAUAAGACUGGUAAAGUCGAGCAUUUUCCUAAAGGUGAUGUUAGUGAGAUAGAUUGGCAAAGGUUACCUUCCAACUAUAGUUUGCGGGUUGUUCUGAACAACGGAAGCUUGUUCAGAUUCAUGGGUUUUCAAGAAAAUGAUUACGAGAAACUUAAAAAGUCAAUUGAUCAACAUCUCGAUUUAGACCUUAGCCCCAAAGAAUUAUGCCUUAAAGGCUGGAAUUGGGGUACUGCUAACUUCAAAGGAACUGUCUUGUCUUUCGAUAUUGAUGAAAAGUCGGCAUUUGAAAUUCCAUUGAAUUAUGUUUCACACUGUACUUCAACCAAAAACGAAGUCACUCUCGAAUUUCAUCAAAACGAUGCAGCUGCUGUAUCUCUUAUGGAGCUUCGUUUUCAUUUACCUUCUCAAGCUGAUACUAUGGAUGACCGAGUUCAAGCUUUUACCGAUGCAGUAUUAUCUAAGGCUAACAUUAUCCAAGCUACUGGUGAUGCAAUUGUUACCUUCACUGAACUGCAAUGUCUCACUCCUCGUGGUCGUUACGACAUCAAAAUUUUUCCCACUUUCAUUCAAUUGCAUGGUAAAACUUUUGACUACAAAAUUCCUCUCACCACUGUUCUCAGACUCUUCCGCUUACCACACAAAGAUGGUCGACAAAUAUUCUUUGUUUUCAGCUUGGAUCCUCCAAUCAAGCAAGGUCAAACUCGAUAUCACUUUUUGAUCUUACUUUUUAAUAAAGACGAUGAAACAAGUGUUGAACUGAGUAUGACAGAUCGAGAACUAAAGGAAAAGUAUGAAGGUAAACUUGAGAAAGAUAUGAGUGGCCCUACUUAUGAUGUCCUUGGACAGAUAAUGAAAGUUUUAGUUCAAAGAAAAAUAACCAAUCCUGGAAUCACUGGCGUGGGUGCUAAUAACCCAGCUAUUGCUUGUUCUCACCGAGCCGGAGCUGGUCUUCUGUAUCCUCUCGAAAGAGGUUUCAUUUACAUUCAUAAACCUCCUGUUCAUAUCAGAUUCGACGAAAUUGCCUCCAUCAACUUUGCUCGUUCCGGAGGGUCAACUAGAUCUUUCGAUUUUGAAGUUGAAACAAAAUCAGGAGUUGUUCAUACUUUUAGCUCUAUUGAAAAGGAAGAAUAUUCAAAGUUAUAUGACUUUGUUACCAACAAAAAACUUCGUGUUAAAAAUACUGCCACUGAACAAACUAAACAAACUGUUGAAGAUGAUCUUAUUGAUUCAGAUGAAGAAGGAGAACCUGAUGCGUACCUGGCUCGAGUUAAACAUGAAGGAAAAGUGAGAGAAGAAGAAGGCGAUUCAGACGAGUCGGAUGAAUCAUUUAACCCUGAAGCAGAUGGCAGUGGUAGUGAGGGUGAUGUCGCAGAAGAAUUUGAUUCGAAUGCAUCUGAAAGUUCUUCCUCAGAAGGUGACUCAGAUGCCUCGUCUGGUGCCGAAAGACGUAAAAAAGAAAAGAAGGCUGAAAAAGAGAAGAAAAAAGAGAAAGAAAAGGCUAAGAAGGCAAGUAAGAGCAAGUCCAAAGAGAAAAGGACCGAGAAGAAGAGCAAAAAAGAUAAAGAUUCAGAUAGACCAAAGAAACCAAUGACAGCGUACUUCUUGUGGCUUAAUGAGAACCGUGAAAGGCUGAAGAAAGAGCAUCCAGGCCUCAGUUUGACUGAAUUAACCAAGAAAGCUGCUGAAAUUUGGAGAACAAAUGUCGGUGAUAAAUCUAAAUGGGAAAAACAAUCUCAAGAAGCGAAGAAAAAAUAUGAAGUUGACAUGGCUGCGUACAAAGCAAGCGGAGGAGGAAGUGGUGCCGGCGAAUCUUCCAAAUCUAAGAGUAAACCUUCAUCUAAAAGUAAAUCCAGUAAACCAGAUUCUGCUAAAAAGAAAAAUGUUUCACCAGUUAAAAGUGGAUCGUUCAAGUCUAAAGAGUAUAUUAGUGAAGAUGAUUCAAGUUCAGAUGAAGAUCGUAAGCCUAAAAUCAGUAAAAAAGGAGGCUCUCCAUCAGCAAGUGGAAGUGAUGAAGAAAUGAAAAGUCUGUCCAGCGGUUCUGCAUCUGAUUCGGAUUAAGCUUAUGAAAUGUCCUGUGUUUCUUAAUGUUCAUAUUUUUAUAUCAAGAAUUGUUAAACCAACUCUGACUUACAACUUAUUGACUCCCAAGGUAUCAUUAAAUCUGUUGAAAAAUUAAAAAACAAUGAUAACCAUUCAUUACUGAAAA
Messenger RNA from Tetranychus urticae (two-spotted spider mite), 2707 nucleotides. It is a transcript of the gene Ssrp, whose product is annotated as structure specific recognition protein. Gene Ontology annotation, molecular function: DNA binding; histone binding; nucleosome binding. Gene Ontology annotation, biological process: regulation of chromatin organization. Lineage: Eukaryota; Metazoa; Arthropoda; Arachnida; Trombidiformes; Tetranychidae. The record is from RefSeq and is a predicted model, not a curated record. Gene Ontology annotation, cellular component: nucleus; FACT complex.